This is a messenger RNA of Jaculus jaculus (lesser Egyptian jerboa), 7415 nucleotides long. It is a transcript of the gene Nhsl1, whose product is annotated as NHS like 1. NCBI's taxonomy places the organism in Eukaryota, Metazoa, Chordata, Mammalia, Rodentia, Dipodidae. Gene Ontology annotation, biological process: cell differentiation. The record is from RefSeq and is a predicted model, not a curated record. The coding region runs from base 526 to 5427 and encodes 1633 amino acids. The transcript has 8 exons.
UCCUUCUGCAGGAGAAAGGCUGGCUUUCUGGCUGCUGGAGGGCGGGAGGGCAAAGAUGCCCUGCAGAGGCGUAGGAUUCCAGUUGGGGAUGCUAGGGACGCACCAAAGAGUCGGAGUGCCUUGGCUUGUCUUCACGAAGUCCUGAAAAAGUGUGCCUGAAAUGACCAUUCUGCUUCGUUUUUUUUUCCCUAAGAGGUUGUACUUGUAUUUAUUGUUAUUGUUGUUAUUAUUUUAUCAUUAUUAUUUUACCCCUGGACAUCCCUCACCCCAGAAAUUGGGUUCCACAAUGUGGCAGGGUAGAACAUUUUGUUUAAAAAAAAAUUUUUUUUUUUUUUCGUGAGGCUUCAUUUUCCUUUUCGGGGGACACAGAAAGCAGUCUUUUGCACAAUGCCUGCCUGACUCCCAACGUUAUCUGAAUACGUGGGAAGGAGCAGGCUCGUUUUCAAGGACCCGGGCCAAUUUUGAAAGCGAGCUUUUUGUUUGUUGGGUAGCCCUUUGUCUCCAGAGGAUUUUGAUGUGAAGAAGAUGAAAAAGGAAGGCUCUUCAGGUCCCUUCAGACUCAAGCCAAACCCCGGUUCUCUCUCACGUGCUGUGAGUUGGAUAAAUUUCUCCUCCUUGUCCAGGCAGACAAAGAGACUGUUUCGCAGUGAUGGAGAGCUGUCUGUCUGUGGGCAGCAGGUGGAAGGACAUGAUGAGAACUGGAUAUACAGAACCCAGCCCAGAAAAGCGGUUUCCAACCUAGAUGAGGAGAGUCGAUGGACUGUCCACUACACCGCACCAUGGCACCAGCAGGAGAACGUGUUCCUUCCCACCACGAGACCCCCCUGUGUCGAGGACCUGCAUCGCCAAGCCAAGCUCAACCUCAAAUCCGUGCUGAGGGAAUGUGACAAGCUACGGCGCGACGGCUGCCGGAGUUCGCAGUAUUCCUCUCAGGGACCCACCUUUGCAGGCAGCUCCAGCCCGGGCGAUGCCGACCAAGACGAGGAUGGGGAAACUGAGCCACAGUGUUCUCUCUCUUCUUCAGAAGAGAGACUUAUUGGCAUCAGGAGACCUAAAACGCCAGCCUCAGGUGACUUCUCUGACCUUAAUACGCAGACAAACUGGACAAAGUCUCUGCCACUGCCGACACCCGAAGAGAAGAUGCGACAGCAAGCCCAGACGGUCCAGACGGACGUGGUGCCCAUUAACAUAACUGGGGAGAAUUUCGAUCGCCAGGCCAGCCUGCGGCGGUCUCUAAUUUACACAGACACUCUGGUAAGACGACCGAAGAAAGUCAGAAGGAGAAAGACUAUUACAGGAGUCCCUGACAACAUACACAAGGAGCUAGCAUCGGGCACUAGCCAAGAUGACAUUGAUGGUCAUUCAACAUAUGCGCCAGACCAGUACGCUACACUAGCAAGGCUCGAUAGCUAUCGCUGUGCCGGGCAGCGCUCGGAAACCAGGGACUCCAGCUGUCAGACUGAGACUAUGAAAGUCAUACCCCCAUCAGUGAGAAGAAUCAGGGCCCACAAGGGGCUCGGCAUCGCUGCCCAGAUGAGCCACUUUUCAGGCUCCUCUGGCAACAUGUCCGUGCUGAGCGACUCGGCUGGUGUCGUGUUACCUUCCCGCCUCAGUAGUGAUGCCGGCUUCCACAGUCUUCCACGUUCUGGCGCGAGAGCAAGCACUUACUCCCUGGGGGCAAGGCUGGGUGCCCUGGGCCCUGGAGAAGACAUGGGUGGCACUUUUUCCUACCAGGAGAAGGACCUGCAAGGAGACGAACACUUAGGACGGUUAAGAGGUGCUUCUAGUACCGGAACACUUUUGAGACCCAGAUCCCAGGAACUGAGGUUCUUGGGGACUGAAAAUACAGUGAGCCCCGCAUGCGUGGUUUCUCCUCAUGCCACCUACUCCACCAGCAUCAUCCCAAAUGCCACACUCCUGUCCUCCUCAGAGAUCAUUGUCAUUCACACUGCUCAGAGUACGGGGCAGCUGAAUGGCAGAAUGACCAGCUCUUCCUCCAAGAUGAAACCCAGAGGGCUCAUCCCCAGAUGUUCUGUGAAAGAUGACCACCAUUCCCCCACUUGCCACUGGACUGAGGGUCACUCCAUUCAUUCACAAGCCUUAGUCUCUCCCACCCCCAGUGCCACCACACUGUUGUCCCUCUGUGAUUCAGAGGUCUCCCUGAAUGCCCCGGCACAUCAGGAGAACGGGUCCCAAGCCAUGCCCUAUAACUGUAGAAACAGCCUGAGCUUUCCUGCCCAUCCCUCCGAUGUGGAUGGCAAGAGUGAGUCCAGUUAUUCAGGGGACAGAGGGCAAGGCAGCUCCGAGUCUUGGGAAUGCAAAACCUCCAGCAAUGGGCGGGCGUCCCCACUGAAGCCACACCUAGCAACCCCUGGCUGCUCUACUCCCACGAGUAACUUGAGCAGUUGCAGUCUGGACCAAACGUCCAUCAAGGAGGAUGCCAGGUCCCUGUACUCAGAGGACCACGACGGCUGCUACGCGUCCACGCACAGUGACUCUGGCCGUGGGUCUGGAAACCUAUACACCAGCCACGACGGCUUUGGCAACCCCAGGCACAGCGUGGUCAACGUUUUCGACGGCCGGGCUCUGAAGAGCCAAGGGGACCGGUCGAGCCACCUCGAUAAAUCGCUUUGCAGAAAUAUCUCUUUGAAGAAAGCAAAGAAGCCACCUCUGCCACCGUCCCGAACGGACUCUCUGCGCAGGAUUCCCAAGAAGAGCAGCCAGCCCAACGGGCAGGUGCUCAACGAGAGCCUGAUCGCCUCUCUCCAGGAGUCUCUGCAGCUGAGCCUCCCUGGCAAGGGUGGCAGCUCGCCCUCACAGAGCCCCUGCAGCGAGUUUGAGGAGCCCUGGCUGCCCCGUUCCCGGAGCCAGAGCGCAGUGAGCGCCAGCAGCAGCGUGACCUCCGCCACCACCGCCCACAUGCACUCCCUGUGCGGGGUCACACCCUCGCAGAGCGACACCAGCAGUUGCAAGUCAGAGUACACGGACCCCUGGGGUUACUACAUCGACUACACCAGCAUGCAGGAAGACCCCGGGAACCCCGCGGGUGGCUGCUCAGCCAGCACUGGGGCCCCGACUGGAAAUGGACCGGUGGGCCACAUCCAAGAGGGGUCCAGAGCUCCCAUGCCCCAAGUGCCUGGUGACUCAGUCAAACCAAAGAUCACCUCGCCAGAGAAGUCACAGCGAGUCACCUCUCCAUCCAGUGGGUAUUCCAGCCAAUCGAACACGCCCACAGCGCUCACCCCCGUGCCUGUGUUUUUAAAGUCGAUGUCACCAGCAAAUGGGAAGGGGAAGGCCAAGCCCAAGGUACCGGAAAGGAAGUCCUCUCUGAUCUCCACGGCCUCUAUCUCCUCCUCGUCCUCUUCUCUCUCCUCCAACACCUGUACGGAAGGAAGUGGCACCGGGAGGAAGCCCGAUUCAGCGCCGGGCUCUCCCUCUGCCCCUCCACCCCCUCCUCCGCCUCUCCCCCCUUUACCAUGUCCAUAUCCAGCAGACAAGUCUCCCCUUCCUCCUCCGCCUCCUCUAGCUGAGAGCUCCAGAGACUCUCCUGUGCCUCCCUCCCCUGUCUUCCCACCUCCCCCACCAGAAGCCCUGGUCCCCUUCUGCCCGUCCCCGGACAGGUGCCCGCCCCCGCCCCCCGCAGCCCCCCUCUCCUUCUCCGGGCCCUCGGCUCCCUUGCCAAGACCUCCACCUUUCUUACCUGCCUCGCAGCCCCCGCCUGCCCCACCUCUGGACCCCAAACUUAUGAGAGAUACCAGGCCUUCUUGCAAAAACUCUGGACAGCCCGAACCCUCCCGGGGGGCUCCCAGGCCACCUGCCAGCAAGGAGGAGGGCUGCCGGCCCCCCAUGCCCCUGAUCACGGCGGAGGCGCUGCAGAUGGUGCAGCUGAGGCCGGUGAGAAAGAACUCAGGCGCCGAGGCCACCCUGUUGUCUGAGCCAUCAGGUGAGGAGCAAGGAACGCCGACUGCUCCACAGUAUCACUUAAAGCCAUCUGCUUUCCUGAGAUCCCGAAAUAGCAUAAAUGAAAUGGAGAGCGAAAGCCAGCCUGCCUGUGUGCCGAGCUCGCCUGCCAAGAACCCAAGUCAGGGUGACCAUGACAGUGCAGCCGAGCGUGGCGGGCCUCCGGGUCGCAGCCAUGGAGCUGGGUGUCCCGGGCCCGGCCCCAGGACCAGUCCACUCCCAGACUCUUCUUCACCCAGCAAGAAGCCACCCCCUAUCUCCAAGAAGCCCAAACUGUUCCUGGUGGUGCCACCUCCGCAGAGAGAUUUCACUGCGGAGCCCACAGAGAGCGGGAGCGAAGCGUCCUCAGGCGUGCCCAGCGCCACUAAGGCAGAGGGAGGCUCUGGGCACAGCCAAGAGGCAAACGCGAACCCAGCAGCCCGAGCUGGUGCUCAGGCCCCAGCCCCAACCCCCAGCAGCUCCGUCGUGCUGGAAGGAGGAGCUUCAGGGUCCACAGCCCCUCGCCGUUCAGAAGCCCCCAUGGUCCAGCCCGCUGCCUCGCCAGCCUCCACGCAAGAAGAGCCAGCCCGGAGCAGCGUGCACGGUGGGGGCGUCGUCGAGAGCAGCUUGUCUCGCCAGGAUGGAGAAGCUGGGGCGCUGGAGUCCAACUUGGCUGCCACGGACGUGUGCGACUUCUCCACGGAAGAGGGGAGUGGCGAGGUGAUGACUCCCACGAGGCCCCGGACCACCGAAGACCUGUUUGCAGCUAUUCACAGAUCCAAAAGAAAAGUCCUUGGCCGGAAAGACUCGGCGGAGGAUGAUCACACCCGCAACCACUCCCCCUCCCCACCAGUGACACCCACGGGUGCUGCCCCCAACCUGGCCUCCCCGAAACAAGUCGGGUCCAUUCAGAGGAGCAUGCGGAAGAGCAGCACGAGCAGCGACAACUUCAAGGCGCUGCUGCUGAAGAAGGGCAGCCGCUCGGACACCAGCGCGCGCAUGUCGGCGGCGGAGAUGCUGAAGACCACCGACCCGCGGUUCCAGAGGUCUAGGUCGGAGCCCUCGCCGGAUGCCCCCGAAAGCCCGUCCAGCUGCUCCCCCAACAAGAAUCGGAGGGCCCAGGAGGAGUGGGCCAAGAAUGAAGGCCUGAUGCCCCGCAGCCUGUCCUUCUCGGGCCCCAGGUACAGCCGCAGCCGGACGCCCCCGUCGGCGGCCAGCAGCAGGUACAGCCUGCGGAAUCGCAUCCAGAGCAGCCCCAUGACGGUCAUCUCCGAGGGCGAGGGCGAGGCGCCGGAGCCCGCCGACGGCAGGGCGCGCCGGCCGCUGGACGCUGCCAAGGGAUGCGCCCUGGACACGCUGGCCGCGCAGGAGGUGGACCAGGGCCGGCUGCCGUGUGCCAUGGAGCCCAGCUCAGCGGAUGGGGCGGGCAGGGCGGAAGGCAAGGGUCUCUCGGAGCAGGGUAGGGGUGCUGGGCAGGAGGAGAGUUAGGGCCAGAUCCUGCGUCUCUCAGGCGAGGCUGGGGUGAGCAGUGCACCAGUGUCAGAAGCCUAGAGGGGAGCCUUCCUGUAGGGACCCCGCUCCACGUUGGCGCUGGAGGCCUCAGCCCCUGUGGGUCAUUUGCCACGUGGCUUAAAAACGAGUGUACAUGCUUAAACUUCUUUAAGUGCUUCCUGGGGAAGAUUUCUUCUUCUUCUUUUUCUUCUUCUUCUUCUUCUUUCCCCCCACCCCCCCCCAAAAAAAAUGCUGGGUGUGUGUGAGAAAGCACAUUCUGAACACUUCGUUUUUCACCAAUACAUACACUAGCAGUGUGUACACACAUAGAAAGUCAGCGUUGUGAGGUUGGUAGUCAAGGAGUCUCCUGGGAUAGGUGAUAACUGCCUUCAAGGCACUAUGGAUAUGGGAAUUGCUGAGUCUCCAGAGAAGGGAAAAGCUGUUGUUUCUGAGAGGCCGGGGAUGGGCUGGGUCUGGUGCACACAACACGGUUACGGACGCUCCCAGGCUGCAGCGAGGCCAUGCCUGUGAAUAGAGAGGCUGGGAACGGGCUGGAUGGCUUAUUCAUUGGUUAAGGUACUUUUUUUUUUUUUUUUCUAGGGGAAAAUGACUUUUUAUAAAAAUGACAAAUGUGGAAGUGGGGGUACUGAAUCCCGUGCCUGCUGCCAUGCAGCUAGGUAACACAGCUUCUGGCCUGAUGUUAGACGCGUGGGCAGUUUUUAAACAAAUUCCCAGUGCGUAGCAGCCCAGCCCCUCUUUGAGAACCGACGGGAGAGGGUGCAGACGUGGGGGCCUGGGCAGAGGAGUGGGUGACCAGCUGCUGGAUUCGUCUCCUGUUUAGUAAAUAAAAUUAUUUUUCAGAAUUAAAUUUGAAAACUUGCACUACAGAACUGUGGGUGAAGCUUUUCCUUUAAUAACAGGAUUUUCAUUGUUUUUUUUUUUUUAACCAGAGUUUAAACUUCCAUUUGACAGUUUAUCACUUGAAAUGUCAACAUUUGCUAACUUUUAGAUAUCCUUUUGGUUACACCAAAGAGAAAAAAAAAUGGCUAUUUUUUUCCCUUGAACUGCCCACAGUAUCACACCCUAAUUUAGAAAAGUCUACCAAAAUUUAUGAUAUAUUAUCUCACUUUGAAGAAAAUGCUGCAUAGCUCUUGUUAGUGAAAUAAAUUGAUAAAAAAAAAAAUGGGAGGGAUUGGCUAUUAGCCCUGGGAAAUGAGUUUUUAGAUUAAAAAGAUUUUGUCUUUGCAUCAUUUGGUUUGUGUGUUUUUAUAUUUGUUUAUAAAUUGAGUUGCUAACUACCUUUCAAUCUCCUCCAAUCAGAAUUCCAGCACUUUUAGACAUGGGAGGGAGAUGUGUAUUUAUUUUGACAUAAUGUUCCCCUCCUUCUUUCCUUCCCUCCCUCUCUCCCUCCCAAGUUCUGUGUACUUCUAAUGAACCACAGGAUUAUUUUGUUUUGAUUCAUUCAGAAGAUCUGCAGUGGGAAUUCUGAGGUUCCUAACUUAAACCCAAUAUACCUGUAAAUUGGCUUUCACAAUGAUAUAAAAAUAUCAUAUGAAAGUUGGGGUGCACAGGUCAAAUCCUCAUAAAGCUUAUAAAGCAAAACUUUUGGUACCUAUUUUAGAUAUGUCUUUGAAGGAAGAAUUAAGGCUUCUUUCUUUUUCUGCAGAAAAGAAAGCCCAUCUUUUCACAUAACCAGAAAUCAAGACUUGACAUAUGGUUAUAGGCUUAAGGUUAUUUUGUAGAGCAUCGUUUACUACACGAGGCACACAGGUCAUCUCUUGUAAAUUCUAGAAAAGUAUUUGGCUUUUGAAUACGUAAAACAAUUAGAAUGUAUGUGGAUAUCAGAACUUAAUAUAUAAAUAUUUGUUUGAAGGUAAAAUAAGCAACAUCAGAACUAAUUAUAAAAUUAUUUUAAAACCCCCAUUUUUAAAGAUAUUUAUUAGGUUUUCAAUUUGCUUUGAAUAAAACACUUGUCGAUACUUGAA